CGUUUCCAGGGCUGGGCUUUCCAGAUCUCCAUGGCAGCAAUUUGCGCUGGUGAAGAAUUUGAUACCAAGGCGCUUGGAGACUGAUUGGAGUGCAUUGUGAGGGGCCUGGGGUCGCUGAUUGGUUCAAGGGAAGGAGCAUAACUACAAAGGGUUUAUAUUCAUUCAGCUUCCUGAAGUACCUCUGCAGUCUGGAGGGAAGCUUCGACUAAAACGAUUGUGUCGGUGGAUUAUGGUUCAUAUUUCUAUAAUGCACUCAUGAAGUGAGCCAAGGAGCUUCUGGUAAAGAUGUCAAGCGCAGACAGCGAAGUUAAAACUUUACUCAACUUUGUAAAUUUGGCGUCCAGCGACAUCAAAGCGGCUCUGGAUAAGUCGGCUCCCUGCAGGCGCUCCGUGGAUCACCGGAAAUACCUACAGAAGCAGCUCAAGCGCUUCUCACAGAAGUUCUCCAGAGUCCCUAGAGCUAAGAGUCUCACUUCUGCGGACUACAGGUGCGCCAGAGGAGCUGAGCGUCAAAGGGCGACUGCGACGGAUGAGGCCAGCUCCGAUGCGCAACAUGCGCAGAGCGUCGGCGGCGUAAUGGACCAGGUGCCGAUGCGGAAACGACAACUACCAGCAUCGUUUUGGGAGGAACCCAGGCUAACCAAAGCCAGGAGAGACAAACCCUGUUUGGAUUUGAGAAGAAGCAGCAGCUCGGGGACAUCUGAUGGCGGCGAGAAUGAAAAGAGGAGAAGGAGUCAGGAUGACGCGCAAAAAUCCGCAAACUCCUCAUCCGGCAGGCGCAGCUCUGCGGAAAAAGAAGUGCUGAAACUGGAUCUGACUUCACAUCGCUCCGUGAGUUUCUGCAGCUGCUGCCCCUUCCAGUUCCAAGGACAUCAGGUCCUCCACAGCCAGAUUGUUGUUCCGCAUCCUCCCUUUGGUCUGUGGAGCAAGGCAGCAGAGCCGGAGAGGUCCGAGGAUCCGUACGGGCAGAAACUCCACACGCACGUUGUGGUGAAACCGAUACCGACAAAGGCCACGGUGCAGUCUCCGAUCUUCAGCGUGUUUGGGUUCAUUUAAUCUGCCCGUCACAUGAGGAUGCGGUGCCGUUUGCAAAGUCAUAGACAAAAAUUUACAGAAAUAAUGUGGGUCAUUUAGCCUAUUACAAGAGAAACAAAUUCAUUUUUAGUAAUUAAUUUUUUUUUAUUUACUCAGUGUACAAGCUAAAUAUUUACUUAGCAAGCUAAAUAUUCGGUUGAAAGUUAAAUAUUUAGCUCCAAACUUAAAAGCUAUCUUGGUAGCUAACUAGCUCGGAGGUACCCAUUUAGCUCUGACCUAAAUAGCUAGACGGCAAACUAAAUAUUGAGCUAGCUCAGAGCUAGGUAUGCAAAUUCACUUGCCAGUAGGCGGAAGUGUCUGUCAGAGUAAAAGCUGGGUUUGCUAACCUCCUCUGUAAACGCCUGAGCUAGCUAAAUAUAGUUUGCUAGCUAAAUGUUGAACUCUGAGCUAUUUAGUUAGCAAGUUUGGAAAUAAGUAUAUAGCUAGCUCAGAGUUGGAUAUUUAACUAAUAUUCAAAUUAAUUUGCUAAUUGAUGAAAAUAUCUGCCAAAAUAAAAUCUGGGCCAAGCUAGAUAUUUAACUUGCUAACUAAAUGUUUAACUCUGAGCUAAAUAUUUAUUUUUGAGUUAAAUAUUUAGUUCGCAAGGCAAAUAUUUAGCAUUAGUUAGCAAGCCAAGUAUUUAGUUUGGAGCUAAAUAUGUCGUUAGAAACUAAAUAUUGAUUCAGAACUAAAAAAACACUCAGAGCUAAA
Poecilia reticulata (guppy) is the source of this 1785-nucleotide messenger RNA. RefSeq names its product protein FAM181A. The record is from RefSeq and is a predicted model, not a curated record. NCBI's taxonomy places the organism in Eukaryota, Metazoa, Chordata, Actinopteri, Cyprinodontiformes, Poeciliidae.